This is a messenger RNA of Talpa occidentalis (Iberian mole), 10872 nucleotides long. RefSeq names its product dachsous cadherin-related 2 (gene DCHS2). NCBI's taxonomy places the organism in Eukaryota, Metazoa, Chordata, Mammalia, Eulipotyphla, Talpidae. Gene Ontology annotation, biological process: homophilic cell-cell adhesion. The record is from RefSeq and is a predicted model, not a curated record. The transcript has 20 exons. Bases 1 to 10062 code for a protein of 3353 amino acids. Gene Ontology annotation, molecular function: calcium ion binding. Gene Ontology annotation, cellular component: plasma membrane; cell-cell junction.
AUGGGCGGCCAGGGUCUGCAGCCGGGGACGCCCGCGGGGAAGCGCCCUGUGCGCCACGGGACAGGGUCCCCCGGCGGCGGCGCCCGGGCGCAGCGCCGGCUGCUCGCGCUCUUCGUGCACGCGUGGCUGUGGGCGGCCUCGGGCUGCUCCGCGCAGGUGUUCAACCUCAGCCUCUCCGUGGACGAGGGGCUUCCCCCGGACACCCUCGUCGGCGACAUCCGCGCUGGGCUGCCGGCCGCGCAGCAGCAGGAGGGGGGCGGCUUCUUUCUGUCCGAGGACUCCGACGACUCCCCGCUGCUGGACGACUUCCACGUGCACCCGGACACCGGCGUCAUCCGCACCGCCCGGCCCCUGGACCGCGAGCGGCGGGACCACUACAGCUUCGUGGCCGCCACGCUGCUGGGCGCCGUGGUGCAGGUGGACAUCCGCGUCAACGACGUGAACGACCACUCGCCGCGCUUCCCCAGCGACUCCCUGCGCCUCGACGUGUCCGAGCUCAGCCCGCCGGGCACCGCCUUCCGCCUGCCAGGGGCGCGGGACCCCGACGCCGGGCUGUUCGGCACGCAGGGCUACACGCUGGUGCACGCGCCCCGCCUGCCCGAGGACCCCGCGGGACCCCUCUUCCAGCUGCGCUACGGGGCUCGGGGGUCGCCGCCGGCGUCGCUGUCCUCGUCGCCCCUGGAGCCCCUAGACUUGGUGCUGCUGCGGCGCUUGGACCGGGAGGUGACAGCGACGCACGAGCUGCAGAUCGAGGCGUGGGACGGCGGCCGCCCGCGGCGCACGGGCCACCUGCGCGUGGAGCUGCGCGUGCUGGACGAGAACGACAACCCGCCGGUCUUUGAGCGGAGCGAGUACCGCGCGGCCGUGCGCGAGGACGCGCCCCCGGGCGCCCCGGUCUGCCGCGUGCGCGCCACCGACCCGGACCUGGGGCCCAACGGCCUCGUGCGCUACAGCCUGCGCGCCCGCCAGGCGCCCGGGCCGGGGGGCAGCGGUGGCCCCCGGGGCGACGCGGCCUACUUCGCGGUGGAGGAGCUGAGCGGCGUGGUGAGCGUGCGGCGGCCGCUGGACCGCGAGGCGCAGGCCUGGCACCAGCUGGUGGUGGAGGCCCGCGACGCCGGCGCGGAGCCCGAGGUGGCCACCGUGCGCGUGUCCAUCGCCGUGCUGGACGUGAACGACAACCCGCCCGCCAUUCACCUGCUCUUCCUCACCGAGGGAGGCGCUGCCCGCGUGUCGGAGGGCGCCCGGCCGGGAGACUACGUGGCUCGAGUCUCGGUGUCCGACGUGGACGGCGGUCCAGAUGGACGAGGAGAGGCCGCGGGCGAACUGGGGGUGGGUCUGGGAGGCGGGAGCGUCUCGCUGUCCUUGGACGGCGGGGAGGGAGCCUUUGCCUUGCGAACUGGAGGCUCCGCGGGGGUAUUUUUCCUUUGCGUGCAGGGGCCGCUGGACAGGGAGAGCCGAGACCUGUACGCUUUGCGGCUGGUGGCCACGGAUGCGGGUUCCCCGCCGCUGAGUACGGAGGAGACUCUGCUGCUCAGGGUGGCCGACCUCAACGACCAGCCCCCUCUGUUCAGCCAGGAGCAUUACCGGGCCUCGGUGUCUGAGGCUGCGGCCCCUGGCACCCCGGUGGUGUGGGUCAGCGCCUCCGAUGCCGACGAGGCUGGCACCGACAAUGCUCGUCUGCGCUACGCGCUGGUGCACCUCGAGGCCGGCUGCCACCCGGAGGACAAGGGCCCCGUGACGGAGUGUGAACCUUCAUUCACUGUGGAUCCUGAGAGUGGUGUCAUCAGCACCUCCAGGAGGCUGGACCGGGAGGUCCAGGAGGCAGUAGAGCUGAGGGUGGUGGCCCAAGACCUCGGGGAGCCCCCGCUCUCCGCCACCUGCCUGGUGAGCAUCGCUGUGGCCGACGUGAACGACAACGAGCCUGUCUUCCUGAGGCAGGUGUACAAUGCCAGCCUGCUGGAGCAUACCCCGGCUGGCCACUGUUUCCUGCAGGUGAAGGCCUCUGACGCGGAUGCAGGGCCCUAUGGCUUUGUUGAGUAUUUUCUCUACGAUGGAUUCCAAAGCAACAAUGCUCCUCAGGCAUUCCAGAUUGACCGGCACGAUGGGCGAAUCUGUGUUUCUCAAGACAUCGACAGGGAAGGGGAUCCUGCCACCUAUGAUCUCUUGGUGAAAGCUCAAGAUGGGGGUGGACUAAGUGCCCAAGCUUUUGUUCGUGUGGAAGUAGAGGACGUGAAUGAUAAUGACCCUGUGUUUAGCCCAUCAACCUACGUGACGAGCAUCAGUGGCCAGAUGCAGCCAGGCACUGAGAUCAUCAAUGUCCUCGCCAGUGACAGGGACUCUGGACUAUAUGGAACUGUGACUUACGAGCUCAUUCCUGGAGACUUGUCAUCCCUCUUUGCCAUCGACUCCACUACAGGAAUUAUUUACUUAACAUCGACUCUUGGCCACCUGGAAUCUACUGCCCUUCUGUUGAUGGUGUGUGCUCGGGAUGGUGGCGGACGCUCCUCCCUCAUCAACGCCGACAUCACCAUACAUGUUCUUCAGACAGCUCUGGCUCCCGCUGAAUUUGAAAGGCCUAAAUAUACUUUCUCGGUUUAUGAAGAUGUGCCGAAAGACAGCCCUGUCGGAACAGUGAAAGCAAAAGAGUCAAAUUCCUCAGAGCCCAUUUUUUAUAGAAUUUCCUCUGGCGAUCUGGACAGAAAGUUCUCCAUCCACCCGUGGCUGGGCAUCAUUCGAACCCAGAAGCCUCUGGACCACGAAACGCAGCCGGUGGUGGUGCUCACGGUCCAGGCACAGCUCGGCAGCUCCCCGGCCUGCGGCAGCACAGAGGUCAACAUAACCGUCAUGGACGUCAAUGACAACGGCCCGGUGUUCGCCAAAGCUUCUGACGAGAUUCAGGUCUCCUCCACCAUCUGGCCAGGCACAGCCUUGUACUGGGCGCGUGCAGAGGACAAAGACAGUGGGCGCAAUGGGUUCAUCCGCUACUCCAUCACCGGGCAGGCCCCCGGCCUGUUCUCCAUCGAUGCCGGGCUCGGGGUGCUGUACCUCAACGGCAGCCUGGAGGCAGCCGUGCCCCCAGCGCACGUGCUCACCCUCCUGGCACAGGACCUUGGCGACCCCCCACGGGCGUCCCACUUGGUGCUGACGGUGGUCAUCCAGAAACAACGACCAAGCCCACCCUUGGCCUUCGCCAACCUGGUCUAUCAUGUGGAAGUUAGUGAGUCUCUGUCCCCGACGACCCAAAUCCUGCAGGUGCAGGCCCAGCCCCUGCGCCCAGGGCGCACGGCCUCGCAGCCCCGCUAUGCGCUGGGGGCCGGCCGCGACGCUGUGGGGUUUGGCAUUCACCCCGAAACCGGGUGGAUUUAUCUGCGACGACAGCUCGACUAUGAAUCGACGCAAACAUACCAUUUUAGAGUUUUUGCCCGGAUCCUGGAGGACAGACGGUCGCACAAUGUGAGCACUUCGGUAAUUGUGCAUGUGCUGGAUGAGAAUGACAAUCCCCCUGCCUUCUUGCAGGAGGUGGUGUUUCUGAAAGUCGAGGAGAGCCCCCUACCCCAAGGGGUAAUAGGCAGAAUUACAGCAAGUGACAGAGACUCGGGAAAGAAUGGACAGCUGUCGUAUUUCCUUUUGUCAGAUGGAAAAUUCUUCAAGAUGAAUCCAACCACAGGCGAAUUCAUCAGUUGGGUGGCCCUGGAUCACGAGCAUCAGGGACACCAUGAGGUGACCGUCCUCGUCACUGACCAUGGCACCCCGCCGAGAAAUGCCACCAUCUUGGUUUAUGUCUCAGUCACCGACAUCAACGACAACAGACCUUAUUUCCCACAGAGUCUCCCGGGAAAGGAAUUGCACAUCAAGGUUCUGGAAGGUCAACCUGUAAAUAUGUUGGUUACCACUGUGUUUGCAAAGGAUCUUGAUGAAGGAAACAAUGCAGAAGUUAUAUAUUCAGUAUCUCCAGAAGAUAGUUCUGAUCACUUCAAGAUUGAUGCCAACAGUGGUGAAAUAAGAACAACCACAAUACUUUCGUAUGAUCAUAGACCUUCUUAUAGGAUGACUGUCAUUGCCAGUGACCAGGGAGUGCCUCCUCUUCAAGGACAGGCAGUGAUUAAUAUUCAGGUGAUACCACUAUCCAAGAGGGGAGCCGUCCUUUCUCCGAAUAUUAGACAUUUAGUUAUACCAGAAAACUUGAAGCCCUCAAAAGUAAUAAGCUUGAUAAAGUCACCUGAUUACCUUCAUCGCCAUCACACUGGGAAGCUGCAUUUCAGUAUCGCUGAAGAGGAUAGGAACAGUCACUUUGAAAUUGACCACACAACGGGAGACUUGUUCCUUUUGAAGGAACUUGAUUAUGAAAUGGCAUCUCAUUAUCUUUUCAGGGUGGUUACCAAAGACAGCAGCAAAAACCCUUCCCCGAACAGCACAGUCUUCCUUAACAUCGAUGUGGAAGAUCAGAACGACCAUUCCCCCUCCUUCCAAGAUGAGUUCAUUGUGAUAGGCGUGGAAGAGAAUGUGCCUGUAGGAACAUGGGUGCACGUCUUCAAUGCCCAAGAUGGUGAUGGCAGUUUUCUGAACAGUCGUAUACAAUACUUCAUUGACGCCUACCUCCCUGGGGUGAAUCCAUUCCUCAUCCACCCCUCCUCUGGCACAUUAGUCACAGCGUCCCCCCUCGACAGAGAGAAGGUUCCCACGGUGUUCCUGAUGGUAACAGCUUCCGAUCAGGCUGUGAACGUGACAGACCGGCGAGUGAAAUCACUGAUAGCAAAGGUAGUGAUUUUGGAUGUAAAUGACCACAGCCCCACUUUCAUGUCGCCCCCUCUUGCCCACAUCAAUGAGGACGCCGGGGUGGGCUCCUUGGUGCACCGCAUAACUGCUGAAGAUCCAGAUGAAGGAAGGAAUGGAAGAGUCACAUUCAGCAUCCUCUCAGGAAACGAAAACAUGGCCUUUAUGCUAGAUGAGUCCUCAGGUCUGCUAGCUACAGCUUUUCCUUUGGACUAUGAAACCCAAUCUCAGCACAUUCUGACCCUUCUGGCCCUGGAUGGUGGCAUACCAGCACUUUCUUCAACACAGACUUUGACAAUUUCCGUUCUUGAUGUAAAUGAUGAGGCACCGGUAUUUAAGCAACAACUGUAUGAAGCUUCAGUUAAAGAAAACCAAAAUCCUGGGGAGUUUGUCAUAAGAGUUGAAGCUGUGGACAAAGAUUCAGGAAUCAAUUCCAAGCUUCAGUUUGAAAUCAUGCCAGGUGCUUCAUUUGGAUUAUUCCAGAUAAAUCCGGACACUGGAGAAGUAGUAACCACCACUAGACUUGACAGAGAAGUUCAGGAAGUCUUCACCCUUCUAGUGCUCGUGCGAGAUGGGGGUGUCCCUCCACUGUCCGGCACCACGACGGUUCUCUGUUCUGUGGAGGAUGAAAAUGACCACACACCAGAGAUUGCUUUGCCCAGUCAUGACAUCGAGGUUCUAGAAAACCAGGAGCCAGGGGUUGUCUACACUGUUUUGGCCUCUGAUAAGGACGCUGGCAGUAAUGGAGUCGUCGAGUGUCACAUCAUUGGGGGCAACACCGCAGAGUUCUUUGCUAUCAAUGAAACAUCGGGAGAGCUCUUGACCACUCGUGCUUUGGACAGGGAGCAGGUCAGCAAUUUCACCCUGGCCGUCCUGUGCUCCGACCUGGGGGACCAAGCUCGCAGCUCUACGGCGCAUCUGCACGUCCAAGUUUUGGAUGACAAUGACCACAGCCCUGGCUUCCCCACGCUCCGUUACCAGCCCUCCGUGAGGGAAGAUGCUCACGUGGGCACAGUGGUCCUCGUGCUCUCCGCUGUGGACAAGGACGAAGGCCUGAAUGGGCAAACUGAGUAUUUUCUGAUGGACGAGGCUUCUGGUGCUUUCACCAUUGACCCUGUGACGGGCACCUUGAGAACUGCCUGUACCCUGGACCGAGAAGCUCACGCCCAAUACACCUUCCGGGCUGGGGCCAGAGACUGCAGUGUCCAGGGCCCCAGAAGCACCACGGUCCUUAUACAUGUCCACGUCACUGAUGUCAAUGACAAUGACCCAGUUUGGGAACAGAACCCCUUUGAAAUUUUUCUGUCUCCCCAGUCACCUGUCAACCAGACCGUGGCUAUUCUGAGAGCCAGUGACCCCGACCUGGGGCUCAAUGGCACCGUCAUGUUUCGGUUUGCUGAGCCCCAGUCCAUGUUUUCUCUGGAUAAAUACACAGGAGAAAUUCAACUGUGGCAAAACCCAUCUUCAGAAUAUUUUCCCAUCUGGCUGCCGUUGGAAGUUAUGGACCAGGGGGACCCAGCUAGGACAACUUCUGGUCUCCUGGUCAUUCACUGGGAAGGAGAAGGCGUCCAGAUUUCCUUUAGCCACCAUCUGUACAGAGGCGCUGUGACUGAAAAUUGUGAGGAAGGUACUUCUGUUGUGACUGUAAAUGCUUUUGCUCCUGACUCAACCAAAGACAGCAUGAAAUAUUCCAUUUUUAGUGGAAAUGAAGAUGGAGUUUUUUCCCUGUGCUCCAACUCAGGAAAACUCACUGUAAAAGAACCCAAGCUUCUUGAUUUUGAAGUCAGAAAUGAAAUCCAGCUCAUCGUUUUAGCUGAAAGUCGGGGGCGCAGAGCCUACAGCAAAGUGGCAGUCUCCAUCCAAGAUGUGAACGAUAAUUUCCCAGGCUUUCAGCAAAGCGUGUAUCAGGCAUCCGUGCCCGAAGGCCAGCACUACGGUGCUCACGUCAUACAGAUUUUGGCCACAGAUCUGGACAGUGGGUUGAAUGGUCUCAUCGAGUAUUCUGUUCUCUCUGGCAACCACGGAGAAGCCUUCCAGAUGGACAUGCUGAGCGGUGCCAUAACCACAAGCAGUGCGCUGGAUCGCGAGCUCACUGCCUCCUACAGCCUGAUUGUGCAAGCAAUGGAUAAAGGGAUGCCCAGGUUAUCAGGCACAGCUGUGGUCAAGAUACAGGUGACUGAUAUAAAUGACAGUGCUCCAGUUUUUCUCCCUUCUGAAGCAGUGGAAAUUGCUGAAAAUUCCUUGCCUGGUACUGUUGUGACUCGAAUAUCAGUUCAUGAUGUGGAUUUGAAUCCAACUUUCAUCUUCAGUUUUGCCAAAGAGAGUAAUCCUGGAAGCCAGUUCGCUAUUGAUCGGAACACUGGAGUAGUGGUGCUGGCGAAAACGUUGGAUUUUGAGGAAGUGACCGAGUAUAAGCUGCUCAUCAAUAUUUCUGAUUCAGUGUAUCUCACAGAAGGAACGCUCAUUGUCCGUGUGUUGGAUAUAAAUGACAAUCCACCAGUAUUUUCUCAAGAUUCUUAUCAGGUUACUGUUCCCGAGUCGCUGCCUGUGGGGUCCUCGGUGCUGAGUGUUGCAGCCACAGAUGUAGAAAGCAGCAAGAACAUCUCUUACAGAAUCCUCCCCUCUUCUAGGGAGUUUGCAAUUGAUCCUGUAAAUGGCACCAUAUUUUCUAUCCUUCCUAAAUUACCUCUGGAUAAAAAACCAACCAUUCGAUUUCUUGUCGAAGCCAGCGAUGGUGGGGUCCCUGACCUGAGGGCUGUCACCCUAGUGGAGGUAGAAAUACAAGACAUAAACAGUCACGCCCCUGAGUUCGCAGUUGGAUAUUACAACCUCAGCUUGAGGGAAGAUGCUCCAACUGGGCUCACGCUUGUCACAUUUUCCACCACUGAUCACGACUGGACCCGUGAAAACACACGUGUUGAAUAUUCCAUCCUCAGUGGUGACUCACAGAACAGUUUCCUCGUGGAAACUCACUUCACUCAUUCAGACCAUCCCUACAAGCCAGUCGGUUACCUGGUACUGCUCCACCAGCUGGACAGAGAGGCCACGGCCGGCCUCCAGCUGGUCAUUGUGGCGUCUGACCAAGGCUGCCCUCCCCUGACCUCCACAGCCACGGUCGCUGUGGAAGUGCUCGAUGCCAACGACAGUCCCCCUCGGUUCAGCAGGCUGACGUACCACGCCCACGUCAAGGAAAGCACCCCUCCGGGCAGUCACGUCACUGUGGUCUCAGCCAGCGACCCUGACGAGGGCGCGCACGCCUACAUCACCUACCACCUCGUCUCUGGAAACGAAAAGGGGCAUUUUCACUUAGAAGAAAAAACCGGAGUUCUUUAUCUCCUCAAACCUCUGGACUAUGAGGAGACCAUACAAUUCACUUUAAUUGUGCAGGCUUCAGAUGAAGAGAGGAAACAUUUCUCCUUUGCCAUUGUGCUGAUCGGAGUCCUGGAUGACAACGAUCAUGCACCUCAGUUUCUCUUCUCAAGACUGAACUGUGUGGUGCCUGAAAACCUGCCCGUUUUUUCCACCAUAUGCUCCGUGAAUGCUCUGGAUUUCGACACUGGUCCGUACGGAGAACUGACCUACUCUAUUGUCUCCCCCUGUUCUGUGGCUCGUGGGACGCCUCCUCAUCCUGUCCCCUUCCUCAUCGACCCCAUCACAGGGGACAUUCAUGCUAAGCAAAUCCUCGACUACGAGAACAGCAAUAGCUACUGCCUGACGGUUCAGGCAAAAGACAAAGGCGACGCAACAGCCUCGUUGGUGGUGUGGGUGGAUCUUGAAGGGAUCGAUGAAUUUGAACCCAUUUUCACUCAAGAGGAGUAUUUUUUCAACCUCCCAGAAAAGAAUCACGUGAGGCAGUUGGUGGGCAGAGUCGAAGCCUCGGAUGCAGACGCUGGUAUUGAUGGAGUUGUUCUUUACUCCCUCAGGACUCCAUCGCCUUUCUUUUCCGUAAAUCAAACCAAUGGGAAUAUUUAUUUGACUAGAGCCCUUUCCCUCAGAAACAGUCAAGUCAGCAGAGAAGACACCAUCGAAAUGAAAAUUACCGCUCACAGCCCCAAACCAGGCUCCAAGUUUACCACGUGUACUGUUUUUGUGAACGUGUCUUUAUCCCUGGAAGGAAGAUACUUGGCCAUUUCAGUCAGCAGCUUUUCAGUCAGCCUCACAGUCUCCUUUUUAGUGUUUCUGUUACUAGUCUUCAUUUUAACUGUAGUGAUUUUAAGGCAUAAACAGAAAGACCCAAUAAACACUUACGAAGAAAAGAAAACCUCCCCGUCCUGUGUCAGCGGUGAGAGGCCCAGGGGGGAGGCCAGCAGGCUCAAGGCCUUCCAGGAAAGCAGCAGCUGCCUCCCGGAGGCCGUGCCCAUGACCUCCAUGCCUGAAUGGCUGAGUUUAUUAAGCAUCAUGGAGAAGGACCUUGUGAAUCUGUACAGGCACUCAAACUCCAGCGGCCACUGCUCCGUGGAAGGAGAAACUGCAGAAGAUAAGGAGAUCCAGAGAAUCAACGAGCACCCUUACCGGAAGGAUGCUGGGUCGGCCCUGAGCGAUCGGGAGUCCAGGGUGCCAGACUCCGGGAUCCCAAGGGACUCGGAUCAGCUCUCCUGCUUGUCCGGAGAGACGGAUGUGGGGGUGACUGCCGAAACAGCAGAAACCAGCCAGACAUUUGAGGAAGGAGGUGGAGGAGAAGGUUGUGGCACACCCACUGUUCAAGAUGAUAUGCCACCCCAGCCACUAAGGAAGAAUGAGGUGAACAUGGCCAUCCAGGCCGACAGCAGAGAAGAGUCUGUUUUUAUACCAGGCGAGCAGGAAGCAAGGAUCUCCAUUCUCUGCACUCAGAAAGCCUCCAAUGAUGACGUAGGAAGCAGUCACCACUGGGAUUAUCUCCUCGGUUGGGAACCCAAGUUCCAAUCUCUGGCCUCCGUAUUUAAUGAUAUUGCAGAACUGAAGGAUGAACAUUUGCCUGGGCCUGGCCUUCCAAAAGAGAAGAAAUCUUUGGGCUUCCCCCCACCUUUGAUCACUGCAGUAGCCCAGCCUGGGGUUAAAGCUGUUGCACCCAGGAUGUCAGCCAUCGCCCCCUUGCAAGGACCAGUGGUUCAGAAAUACCCACACUCACCCAUUUGCUACCAUCUCAGUUCUCUUCCGGAAGCCAUGACACCCAGCUUCUCUCCAUCUCUCUCCCUCUUGACCAUGCGGACCCCCACCAUCCCUUCAGAGUUGUCAGGUGGAGGCUUAUUGGGUUCCCGGGUCAGUGAUGCAUACCAUGGACUUAACCCCGAAGAUGAAGUUCAAAUAUAAAAUUAUUGUCAAGCCCCUGCUCAGCAUCGGUCGUGAAUGAUUGAAUAAAACCUUCUUAUUCUCCUGGAGAUCAGGUCAUUUUAUCCAGGCCUGAAUGAUGAAUUUAGGCACAGGCUUUAGAUCUUGCUCAUUUUAAGUUUCUCAAAUUUCUUCCAGCCUUAAUGAGAAGCUACCCCUCUUUGAACCUUCACGUUUUACUCUCAGGAUUCACCUUUGUGUAUAUUAAGUAGUGUACAUUCUGUCAUAACUGGCUUCCUGUAGGAUCAGAUUUUCAAUGGACACGAACUUGACUGCUGUAAUGUGUAUGUAGAAGUAAGUUCUGGUGUAUUAUGGUCACACUAGAGGUGACUACACUGCUACAUCCAAAACAAACUAGUAAAGACUGACUAAGAAAUGAGGACAGAAAGUAACAGAGAAGGGAUAUUUGGAGGGAUAAAUAUAAGUUUCUUUAAAAUGAAGCAAUUUCCUAUGGCUGUGCUAAUUUAAAGAUGGCAUUUCUUCACUUUCCCAAAUGCCACACUUGCGGACUUUAGCCAUAAUUUGAAUUUUAAUGUAGUAUCUUUUGAAAUCUAAUGAGAAAUUAAGAGUGAAAUUUGUCAUAACUCUCUGCUAAAUAAGAAAAUUAUUCCUGAUUUAAUGACCCAGCAAUGCAUGUUCUUGAUAGGGAGCCAGGAUGGAUAACAAGCAAUAAGUAUGUGGUCAGCUGCCCCCUAAGACAUACCCUCUUGGCCUUUUUUGCAAACAGAAUAUUUUUUUUCAAUGUUCUGUCUUAUGUCUUAAUAUCUUAUGGGUACAGAUAUUAAACUCUGA